CUCAAUCUACUCACUACAUAUUACUUUUACCUACAUACACAGCAUUUUCUUCCCUCGUCAUCAUUCAAACCAAAACAUCUAUUCUCCCUCCGCGUAUCAUCACUUCUAUCCCGUCAUUUUCUUUCAUUUUCUUUAUUUUCAUGCGGACUCGGCCACCUCUAAGUCUCAGCUUAUGGUAGUGAAUUAGUUGCGCCUCUAACCUUACGACGAUACAGCCUGCAGCCAAUCGUGACUACGACGUCUCCAUCGAGAGUCACCCAUUGACACUGUUUGUUGUUUGUUAGGGACGCCGUUGAACAUCGAACCUACCUCCUCCUGUCCUGAUGCCGCGCGAUUAUUCCCUUCUUUGAUUGCGUAGAUUUCUACACGUCUACUUUUUUAAUAACUAUCUUUGGUAUCCAACUGUUGGUAUCUUACUCAACAUCAUCAUGGCCAAUCCGCGCUGGGGCAUCACGGCACCGAUCUCGACUGCGCUGCCGACGCCUGUCGAAACACAAUCGACACAUUUGCUUCUAGAAGAACUUAGACGCCAGAACACAUUUGAAUCUGCAGCUGAGACUAAGAAGAGAGAGCGAGUGCUUGCCGAUAUUCAACGCAUCGCCGACGAAUUUGUGAGACGGGUAGCCCGGGAAAAGGAACCUCAAAAUGAGGUUCUUGUUCGAGAUGCUCGUGGCGAAGUCUUCACCUAUGGAAGCUACUGUCUAGGCGUCUAUGGCCCUGGUUCCGAUAUUGAUACUCUUGUCACAGCCCCUCGAUACGUAACUCGCGAUGACUACUUCAAAUACUUCCCCUCUUUACUAGAAGAAAUGGCCCCUAAGGGCGCUGUCACAGAUCUCACGGCCGUCGAGGACGCUUUUGUGCCUAUCAUCAAAUUCGAGUACUGGGGUAUCAGCAUUGAUUUGAUUUUUUCGAGGAUAGCUACUCUGAAGCAGUUCCCACCUCAUGGACAACUCAACUUGACUAACAAUGAAUACCUGCGCGGCUUGGAUGAUCGCGAACUUCGUUCUCUAAACGGCACAAGGGUCACCAAAGAGAUUCUCAACCUCGUCCCCGAGCAAAGUACUUUUCGCCUUGCCCUUCGAGCUAUUAAACUAUGGGCUCAGCGCCGAGCAAUAUAUGCCAACAUCAUCGGCUUCCCAGGCGGUGUGGUAUGGGCUAUGAUGGUAGCACGAGUUUGUCAACUAUAUCCCAAAGCUACAAGCGCUACCAUUGUCACCAAGUUCUUUCAGAUUAUGAAGGCCUGGCAAUGGCCCAUUCCUGUGCAACUGAAGUCUAUGGACGAAGGUCCACUCAAUGUUCGAGUCUGGAAUCCCAAGGUAUACAAGAGUGAUAGCUACCAUCUGAUGCCUGUCAUCACACCUGCUUACCCGCAGAUGUGUGCAACAUUCAACAUUACUCACUCAACAAUGUCCAUUAUACAGCGCGAGCUUGAGCGCGGCUUUGAACUGACGGACAAGAUAAGGGCUGGAAAGCUCGUCUGGAAGGAUCUGUUUGUUAAACAUACGUUCUUCACUACUGACCACAAGUAUUACCUGGCGGUCAUUUCGACAAGCACCACGAAGGAAGCUCAUAAGAUAUGGUCUGGGUUUAUUGAAUCCAAGGUCCGAGUACUAGUGGGUGACCUAGAACGACUCCCCUCGAUCGCCAUUGCGCGCCCCUUCAACAAGGGAUACGAAAGGAUGCAUAGGAUCAAGAACGAUGAAGAAUGCCAAGAGGUGCAGAACGGAAGCCUGGCCCAUCUUAUUCAAGGUGAUGAAGAUGAAGAUGACUUUGCAGUAAAGACGGAUGACGGAGUCGAAGUGAAGACUGAGGUCAAGACAGAAGCGAGUUCCGGUACGAACGUAGAUAACGACGAAUCAACGAGCUUCGACAUCAAGUCCGACCCUGAGAACCCAAAGGUAGAAAUCGACAAUAUCCCUGAUGUGCCCUCUAACGGGACCAAAGUAUACACCACGACGCAUUAUGUAGGCCUCGAGCUUGCCGAAGGUGCCAAAUCAUUAGACUUGUCGUACCAAGUCAAUAUGUUCAAGGCUAUGUGUAGUCAGUGGGAAAAGUAUGACGCAAACCUGAACUACUUGAGCAUCCAGCACGUGAAGAACACGAAUCUUCCGGACGAUGUUUUCGAACCGGGCGAAGUGAAGCCUAUGCGGCCCUUAAGAAAGGUGGCUGCGAACGGCAACACUACCGCUGCCCUCGGUCCCAAGAAGCGUAAUGCUUCGUCCGAAGGCAACCCUCCGCCGGCGAAGCGACCACAGCCCUCGCUGCAGCAGGCAUCAGCCGCUGCAGCAGGAUGAGCGCUGGGCGACACAGUCGUCUUUUGACCAUGUCAUAUCAACGAAUCUCGCCCUCAUUUGCUUGGAUGUCAACUGAUCUGCCACAGUUGAUGCCAGCUUGUAUUGAUACUAACCUAAUAGUGACCAGCAAUAACGACCGGUUUCGCAAUAUUAUGUGAAUGCCCUCGCGCUCUUCAAAUUCUCUAAUACUGGGACAGCAUUCCCAUAUUAAUAGGCAUAUUAGCCCACUCAUGAGUAACCCAGAGAUUUGAGAUCAGAGCUCAAGGAAGAUCCGGUCAGUAGUCGCGAAUUUGAUUCACAAAGCAGCCACAUAAAGCUCAUCCCCUCCCACAUAUGCUUUGCAACCAGUACAGCCCACAGGCCUUGCUGCUAGCAUGGCCUUUUUAACGACGAAAAGAGAUAAACUGGUGAUGUGAAGGGGAAGAUUAGAUGUCCCAUCCCGUUCCAUUCAUCAUGAUACCUAUAUUUAUUAUCCCCUUCCCUUCCCUUUCUUAUGUUUCCCUCGGGCUUUUCAUCAAGUAGGGAAGAAAAGCAACAUUCUUAGCAUGACAUCGACCUGGUAUUAAUGGCAUUAAUGGCAAUUCAAGAACUGAUUCGGAUGGAGGGGAGAUGCUGCAUGCUUUCGCCGUUUGUGUAUCUAGAGUCUACGUUUGCAGAUAAAUAAAACUUGGUUUUAGGGGCAUAAGUGCCCCAAAACAAACAAACAAA
This is a messenger RNA of Hypoxylon fragiforme, 3002 nucleotides long. RefSeq names its product Poly(A) polymerase. The record is from RefSeq and is a predicted model, not a curated record. The coding region runs from base 429 to 2294 and encodes 621 amino acids. Gene Ontology annotation, cellular component: nucleus. The transcript is spliced from 6 exons. Gene Ontology annotation, molecular function: poly(A) RNA polymerase activity; RNA binding. Lineage: Eukaryota; Fungi; Ascomycota; Sordariomycetes; Xylariales; Hypoxylaceae.